GAAAGACAACCGCAAUUGCAAAGUAGUGGCUGUUGAUCCAUAUGGUUCAACACUAGCCAGCCCGCCUGAAUUAAAUGAUGGACCAAUCAAGAGUUACCUGGUUGAAGGUAUUGGGAAGAAGUUCUUCCCAGCUGGUAUGGACAGGACAAUUACUGACAAGUGGUACAAGAUGCACGAUAAAGAUGGUUUCCUUUAUGCCAGGAAACUCAUAAACGAUGAAGGAUUGCUCUGUGGUGGCUCCAGUGGUAGUGCAUUGGCUGGUGCUAUAAAAGCUAUCAAAGACUUUAAUUUUGGAAAGGGCCAGCGUUGUGUUGUUAUACUUCCUGACUCCAUUAGAAACUAUAUGUCACGUUUUGUUAAUGAUGAUUGGAUGAUUGAUAAAGGAUUUCUUGAACUUCCAACUAAACUAACAACACAAUGGUAUGUAUCAGUACAUGCUCCUCACUUAAUCAAACUAUAGUAUUGCUUUGUUUUG
Messenger RNA from Amphimedon queenslandica, 475 nucleotides. Its product is annotated as cystathionine beta-synthase-like. The coding region runs from base 137 to 460 and encodes 107 amino acids. The record is from RefSeq and is a predicted model, not a curated record. NCBI's taxonomy places the organism in Eukaryota, Metazoa, Porifera, Demospongiae, Haplosclerida, Niphatidae. The transcript has 5 exons.